Colletotrichum siamense is the source of this 684-nucleotide messenger RNA. RefSeq names its product Maleamate amidohydrolase (gene nicF). Bases 1 to 684 code for a protein of 227 amino acids. The transcript is spliced from 2 exons. Lineage: Eukaryota; Fungi; Ascomycota; Sordariomycetes; Glomerellales; Glomerellaceae. The record is from RefSeq and is a predicted model, not a curated record.
AUGGCGGCAACAGAAGGUCAUCCGGACGCCGCCUCGUAUGCCGCCUCCGGGUACGGUAACCGCAUGGGCUGGGGCGCGCGCCAUGCGCUCCUCCUCAUCGAUAUUUGCAAAGCAUACUGGACCCCUGGCUCGCCCCUCGACCUCUCCGGCAACCCCGCGGCAGUUGGGGUCCCGGCCAGUGCAGUACGUCUCGUCGCUGCGGCCAGAAAAGGUGGUGUGCCGGUACUGUGGACAGCGGUGGAGUACGGCGACCCCAACAUGGCCGACGCAGGGCUCUUCUGGCUCAAGGCAAAGACGUUGGCUGUGUGGCAGAUUGGAAGCGAGCUUCACUCACAAGGGUUGGCGGACUGGGUGAACGAGGACCUGACGCCGACUAAGGGGGAUGCGGUGGUUAAGAAGAAGUAUGCGAGUGGCUUCUUUGGAACGACGCUUGCGACGGAGUUGAGGUAUCGAAAUAUCGAUACUGUGGUUAUAUGCGGGGUUAGUACUAGCGGGUGUGUAAGGGCAACUACGUUGGAUGCUAUGCAGAAUGGGUUCCGGCCGAUGGUGGUGGGGUCCGCAUGCGGCGACCGCAGCGAGGAGAUCCAAAAGGCUAACCUGUUUGACUUGGACUCCAAGUACGCCGACGUGGUAACGGAGGCUGAAGCAAUAGAGCAUCUACAGACAGGGUGGUUAGGGGCAUAG